AACCUUUUUUAUCUAUAAUAAAAUCAAGAACAGAGAGAGGAGGAGAGUGAAGGGAGGGGGAGGAGGAGCAAUCAAAAGGCGUCAAUAAAUCGCCAGAAAGAGGGAGAAAAGGAGGGGACUUUUUCUUUUUGAGGGAGGAGAUGAUGUUUCAGUUGCUUUAAUCUAUUGAUUGCUCAUUAAUCCUGCACUCCUUGGUACUACUUCAUUCCCGGGGAGGAGGCGGAGACGAGCAUGGUUCCGAGCUAUGACUGCGCCGCCUCCGUGCUGCUGUGCGCGGAGGACAACACGGCCAUUCUUGGCCUUGACGGGGAGGAGGAGGAGGAGGAGUGUUCUUGGGCCGCCGCCACGCCGCCGCGAGAUGCCGCCGCCGCGGCCGCCGCCACGGAUGGAUUCUUGAUGGACUUCCCCGCUUUGUCCGAUGAAUGCAUUGCGGCGCUUGUGGAGAGAGAGGAGGAGCACAUGCCCAUGGAGGGGUACCCCGAGAGGCUGCAGCCGCGGCCUGAGAGUGUGGAUUUGGCCGCCGUCAGGAGGGACGCCUUAGAUUGGAUUUGGAAGGUCAUUGAACAUUACAAUUUUGCGCCGUUGACUGCAGUUUUGUCUGUGAACUAUCUCGACAGAUACCUCUCCGAGAAUGGACUUCCUGAACGCGAAGCUUGGAUGACACAGCUCUUGGCAGUGGCUUGCCUGUCCUUAGCUGCAAAAAUGGAGGAGACUUUUGUGCCACUCCCCUUAGACUUGCAGGUGGCUGAGGCACAGUUUGUGUUUGAGGCAAGGACCAUAGAAAGGAUGGAGCUUCUGGUGCUACGCACCCUAAAGUGGAGGAUGCGAGCUGUGACUGCCUGCUCAUUUAUUGACUAUUUCCUUAACAAAUUCAGUGAUCAUGGUGCACCCUCCUUGCCCGCGCUCUCCCGAUCUACAGACCUUAUCCUGAGCACUGCCAAAGGGGUUGAAUUCGUGGCUUUCAGACCUUCAGAGAUCGCUGCAAGCGUUGCACUCACUGCACUUGGGGAGUGCAGAAGUUCAGUACUUGAGAGGUCUAUAACUAGUUGCAAGUAUAUAAGCAAGGAGGAAGUGCUAAGGUGCUAUGAAAUGAUUCAAGAGAAGAUUACGUUGGGAAACAUUGCACUGAAGUCUGCCGGAUCAUCAAUUUUCUCUGUGCCGCAAAGCCCAAUAGGUGUGUUGGAUGCUGCUGCAUGUCUGAGCCAGCAAAGUGAUGAUACUACUGUUGGAUCUUCUGCAGCGUGCUACCGAAGCUCUUCAGCAAGCAAAAGGAGGAAGCUUAGCAGCUGACUGAUCACAUUGUGCGUUGUGAUUCAGGUGUGCUGCUUACCAUUUUGGAGUUUUUGAUUGCUUCCAAACACCUCAACUUAGUGUGGUCACUCGAGAACUCUAAUGUGAUCAAGUAAUUUCCAAAAUGAACAGUAAAAUCAUACAUAUUACUUGGUCAUACUUGGCCCCUAAAGGACAAAUAACAUUUAGUGUACUAUGAGCCUAUCCAUGCCUUAGACUUUUGUAAAAGGGGAAUUUGAAGCUGUUGUGGUUCCAAGAAUGCUAGCAUAGGUUGAGAAGGAACAAACAGCUUUCAUGUUGUAGAGAUGAGAGCUCUCUUGUCCUAUUUUGUACUUGUGUUCCUUAUUCAUUUUCUAGUGAACAUUUGCAAGGGCUGCUUUGAGCAUCAAAGGGAUGAAUGGAAAGAGUCGAGAAAAAUAGCUGUCUUAUUUCUCGUU
This is a messenger RNA of Oryza brachyantha (malo sina), 1727 nucleotides long. Its product is annotated as cyclin-D3-1-like. The record is from RefSeq and is a predicted model, not a curated record. Gene Ontology annotation, molecular function: cyclin-dependent protein serine/threonine kinase regulator activity. Gene Ontology annotation, biological process: regulation of cyclin-dependent protein serine/threonine kinase activity; mitotic cell cycle phase transition. NCBI's taxonomy places the organism in Eukaryota, Viridiplantae, Streptophyta, Magnoliopsida, Poales, Poaceae. The transcript is spliced from 6 exons. Gene Ontology annotation, cellular component: cytoplasm; cyclin-dependent protein kinase holoenzyme complex; nucleus. Bases 232 to 1290 code for a protein of 352 amino acids.